AUGACCCUGGGUAAUUCUUGGCACCACCUCAUGUCUUUUACGCAGGAGUAUGCUGUGAGGUGCGCGCUGACCGGUCACGAGCUGCCCUGCCGUCUGCCCGAGCUCCAGGUCUACACCAGCGGCAAGAAGUACCGGAGGCUGGUCCGCGCCUCCCCGGCCUUCGACUACGCGGAGUUCGAGCCGCACAUCGUGCCCAGCACCAAGAACCCGCAUCAGCUGUUCUGCAAACUCACCCUGCGGCACAUCAACAAGUCCCCAGAGCACGUACUGAGGCAUACUCAGGGCCGGCGCUACCAGAAAGCUCUGCAUAAAUAUGAAGAGUGUCAGAAGCAGGGUGUGGAGUACGUGCCCGCCUGCCUUCUGCACAAGAGGAGGAGGAGGGAGGACCAGAUGGAUGGUGACAGGCCACCCCACCUGAGAGCAGCCUUCUGGGAACCUGAGUCCAGCGAUGGGGACGGCACAGCUCCGAGUGACAGUGACGACAGCAUGGCAGACCUGUACCCACCCGAGCUGUUCACCAAAAAGGACCUGGGUGGGACUGAGCACAGGGACAAUCCUGAUGACCUUUUGACAGAUGAUGACGAGAAGCCAAGAGAAGAGAUGGAAGUGUCCCGGGAGCUGGCCCUCAAACGCAGGAAGAAGCAGUUGGGCUCGUCAUCAAAGAAGUUCAAAAGCCAUCACCGCAAACUGAAGCGCUUCGGCUCCUUUAAGCAGUCGGGUUAAUAAAAGUUUGCCAGAGAAAACACA
Miniopterus natalensis is the source of this 747-nucleotide messenger RNA. The record is from RefSeq and is a predicted model, not a curated record. NCBI's taxonomy places the organism in Eukaryota, Metazoa, Chordata, Mammalia, Chiroptera, Miniopteridae.